Molecule: messenger RNA, 1143 nt
Organism: Cryptococcus wingfieldii CBS 7118
Lineage: Eukaryota; Fungi; Basidiomycota; Tremellomycetes; Tremellales; Cryptococcaceae
Exons: 2
Coding region: 1-1143 (380 amino acids)
Source: RefSeq, a predicted model, not a curated record
AUGUCGGACGAAUACCUGUCUCUUCAACAUAUCCCCUCUUUCCCUCCCUCGUCCGGCACUACCAAGAGAUCAUCCAUGUCCUUCUCAGCCCUCCUGCAAGGAUGUCAAGAUAACGAGCUCGAUGUUCGUCUUUUCGAGAAGAACACUAUCUCUGGCUUGGACCCCACUUCCGGCUUCUCCUCCAUCUCCGUCCAGUCCGCAGGUCUAUCCGGGGAAGCUGUGCCAUGGAACCAGUAUAACAGAGAGACCUGGGGGGAUGAUGCCGCGAUGGCGGCUCUGGUACCCGGCAUGUUCCGGCACGCAGCAGGAGGGUGGAAAAGGCUCGACGCCGACCCACAUCUAUCUGAAUGGAUAGCUGUCUCCGUCGAUCCAAUUUGGGCUCUCUUUUGUGCAGCUUGGAGGCUUGGACUUGGGCACCAACAGCAAGUGUUCAUGUCGAUCAUCAGGAUGCCCGGCGACCAUGAUCCUGAGAACCCUUUGAUAGUGGUCAAUCCGCUUCAGGAAGCAAAGAAAGCAGGGCUCGAUACCACAAGAGCUGAACUUUUCUCACUGGAUCCGAACAAACUUAGACUUGCCAAGAAUUGUCUUGCAAAGUUUGGCACCGAGCUGGUCUACAGGCGUAUUCCCAUAGAAUACAUUGUAGAGACAGUGGAGCUUACGCACAAUUCAAUUCCAUGGGACGACAUUCCCCUCGGCUGGUUUCGAGGUGGGGCCGACCCGUCUUCCCAAUCUCACUAUGGCUGGCUUUAUUGUCUGUCUUUCGACCCUUUCUCCAAAGAUACCCACUACGGUGAUGCGCAGAUCGCCAUUUUGGAUGAAAAGCGUUCGAUUGAGAAGGCGAAAGAGGAGGAGGAAUCACAGUGGGACAGCCAGAGGGAGUUCCAGGAGGUUGACACUGAGUCUUCUACAGGAGACGAAGACGGUGUGGAUCUUGGGGAGCAUGAAGAUGCAUUCCAGGAAGUAGGCCUUGACGGAGUCGUUGAGGAGGAAGAGGAUGACGAAGGAGAGGGGGAAGCUUCAGAAGCGCUCGUAAAGACAGAAGACGGGAAGCCACAUGUCGCCGUGAAGCACGAGCAUCCAGAAGAAGAAGAUGAGGAUGGGGAGUCUAAGGGCGUAAAGAGGGAGAAAUUUUUGAAUUACUGA